AUGGACAUAGAGUAUGUAGAAGGUGGUGAUAUUGAUGAUUUGAUUAAGAAAAUAGAUAUUAAUUAUAAAGAAUGUAAAAAAUAUGAUAUGUACAUCGAAGAAGAGAAUACGGAAGAAGAAAAAGAAUCAUUCAAUAAUUUUAAAAUUAAAGAAAACAAGUAUGAAGUAAAUUCUAAAAUGAAAAAUUUGAAGAAUAAAAAUGUUGAUAAAAAUGAAAUUAAGAAAGGAAUAGACAACAUUAAAAAUAUUAUUGUUCAAAAAGAAUCAUUUAAUGAUAGAAAUAAAAAAUAUAUAAAUUUUAAAAAAGCAAAUAAUAAAAAUGCAUUAACUAAUUUAAAUGUUAGAAAAAAGAGAAUAUUAGAAAGUAGUGAUGAGUCAGAUCAAGAUGAAUUCAUGCCAUCUGUAAGAAAAAUAGUUGAUUAUGUUAAAAAAAAAAAAAAAAAUCAGAGAAAGAAAUAA
Plasmodium relictum is the source of this 459-nucleotide messenger RNA. RefSeq names its product conserved Plasmodium protein, unknown function. The transcript is spliced from 2 exons. The record is from RefSeq and is a predicted model, not a curated record. Bases 1 to 459 code for a protein of 152 amino acids. NCBI's taxonomy places the organism in Eukaryota, Apicomplexa, Aconoidasida, Haemosporida, Plasmodiidae.